Plasmodium fragile is the source of this 3750-nucleotide messenger RNA. RefSeq lists its product as uncharacterized. Bases 1 to 3750 code for a protein of 1249 amino acids. The transcript has 2 exons. Lineage: Eukaryota; Apicomplexa; Aconoidasida; Haemosporida; Plasmodiidae. Gene Ontology annotation, biological process: sodium ion transmembrane transport. Gene Ontology annotation, cellular component: membrane. The record is from RefSeq and is a predicted model, not a curated record.
AUGUGCCUCAAUUUUGCAUACAGUGACAUUUAUCAGGACUACAUAAACAGAUUAAGUAUAAAUUGUCACAACAAUUGUGAUUAUGAUCAAAUAAGGAGAAGUACUUUUAUACCUAGAGAGGAUUUUUUCAAAUAUUAUAAUUUCCCCUUUUACGACAACAACUUUGAAUUAGAAUCAGAACAAUUCUAUGAGGAUGAAAUUUGGGGAGAUUCUGAUGACGAUGUUAGUGGUGUAGAGGAGGUGGGAAAGUUUGCUUUGGAGAGAUAUGAUGCUUGGACCUAUAAGUCCAGGACUAGUCGAAUAAAGAAUCUUAUACAUGGGAUACCCGAUCGUAAAGGGGGUGUCCUAUCAAGCGGGAAAGACAACUAUGGGGGGGAUGAUGGUGAUACUGUUUACCGAAGAGACGACAACAAUGGCACAGACUCAAAAUCGUACACCUCCCAACUCUUCCAACUUAUGAGUCAAAGGAAAAAUUGCCACCUGGGGAUUGACAACUACCACGGCAGUGGCGAGAGCAGGGUGACAAAAUUACGCAGGAGUCAAGAACUGUUAAGCGAGUCGAUCAGAGGGGAUGAAAUGGGAGGGGAUAAAAAGGGAUGCCUCGAAAAACUGAAGACACAAGUUUUCUCAUUUUGCAAGAAAAUAUAUGACCCCAGGGAUCCGUCCUUCAUGUCCAAUUUCAACAUUUACUUUUUAAACUACCACGAUAUUAGUAAGAAGAAAAUAAAGAACGCUUUUAAUGAGGACUACAUGUACAUGGUGCAGAAUUUGGCAGAGGCUCAGGGGGACCCCCUCGUUGGACGAUAUUACAAGGGCGUUCACAUGGUACAGAAGAAACAAGUGCAGAAUCGUGAGACGCACCCCAACGGGUGCGCACAGAUUAAAUGGAGGGAGGAUCACUUCAAAGAAGAAGAACAAAUACACGGACAGGUGAGGCACAGUGUGGACGAAUUGGAAGAUACGAAACACCAGAACUCGUCGCAAAGUAGCCAAAAAGGAGAAAAGGGAACAAGUAGCGCAACCUCAAAUGGGUUCAGUGAACAGUGCGGGAUGGAACACAAAGCGAAAAGACAUGGAAGAAGGGUUGACAAAAAAGUGCGGUUAAGCGGAAAUUGGGAUAAAACCCCAGGCGCACAAGACAAAACAGCCAAUUCGAGAGAACUCCAAAGAAGUGCUAGCAAUAAUAUGAAACGACUCUGUUCAGAAGAAAUUGAGAUAUAUUUUAAAAAAGUUUUAAAAAACGAAAUUAUAAAUUUUAAUCAAAAAAGAAUUAAUAAGCGAGACAGAUGGAGUUCUCUGUGUCAGUUUGUUUGUUCGUGCAUAGGUGCCUCGCUAACAGCGCAGUGCUACUUAGACUUACCUCCAAUCAGCUCGUCCCUCGAUUAUGUUCUUCUUUUGUUGUUGCUCCUGUUCUGCUACCUAUUUAUCGGUUUGCCAAUUCUUCAAAUGGAAUAUGCCCUUGGUCAACUAUCACAAGGGUGCAUAAUCAAUGGCUUAAGCUUCUUAAAAAAAAAGUACAGAGGAGUGGCAAUCGCUUCGUUGAUCAUAUCUUUUUGUAUAUUGUCAAGAAGUGCUCAUGACACAGUGGACACUGCAAUUGUUGUUGUGACCUCGGCGAAAAAAACUUUGCCUUGGAAUUUGAAUCAAUGUGAAGGGAUCCCACUCAAGGGGGACUGCCUCCGGAACGGGAAAUGCAUAUGGGUCACUGCUAGAACGGAAAGGAAUGACACCUUUAGGGGGAAUUUUCCCCAAAAUAUAUUCUAUCCGGACCAACGGUUUGGCAUUUUAGAUACACAAAUGAGAAGUGAAAGGAAUGGGUUCAUCUUGACUGAAAUUUCUCCAGCAGGGGAUUACUGUACAUCGGAUGCCACUACAGAGUGGCACUAUUUCUUCACCAAAGAAGUAAAAUUAGUUUGGAAAAUCGGGGCCGUCUUCCUAAUCACACUCGCUUUGUAUUUCCUGCUAAGGGUGGAGGGCAUGUGUCUAACUCAAUGCCUGCAGUAUACAUUUUUCCUCUUCUUCCUUAUAGCCCUUUUUCAAAUAUUUGUUCUGUCCUACGAAUUGAAGUCAAAUAGGUGGGUUCCCAUGAAUGGAGCGGCCGGGGACCAUCCUAAGAAUGGCCAUACAAAUGGCAGUAUCUUUUUCAGCACCAAAUAUUUCCUUUACCUAAAUUUCGAAGUAAUAGGAAAAGUAUGUACCCUGGUGUUGAUGUCUCUAAAUUGUAGUACAGGAAUUAACUACCUGUUUUCUUCCUACAGCAAUAUUGGGGAUAACCUUUUUGUGUCUGCGUGGUAUGUUGUGUUGGGCUCCUUCUUCGGGAUCGGUGUACACAUUGUACAUUACUACGUGUGUGUGCAACUGCUGAGUAGUGUUCUCACUGGGAGAGGAACUGUGGAGGUAAUGAUACCACCCAGGUAUGAUGGAUCAAUGGGGGGAAUUUGCUCUCUUCAUGAUUUGUUUUCUAAAACAGGAGACCCAAUUAACAAUUUCAUCGUUUAUAUGGCUUCGCUUACAAGAGUGAAAUUCCAAAACAUGAUGAGCUUCACCUACUUCCUGUGUUCCUUGCUGGCCUUGCUCACAUCCUCUGCUCUCCAUUUGAAGGGCAUAAUACUGGUGCUAAAGGAGAGUAGAAAGUUUAAAGGUAUCAAAAAAAAGGUGAUCACCCUGUUUGUAAUUGUGGUGUAUUUCCUUUGGGUUUGUUUUUAUUUGUCUCCUUGUGGAUACAACACAAAUUUAAUUAUGAAAUAUGCGACGUCCAGUUGUGUGUACCUGUUUGUCGUCUUUGCUCAAGUGGUUAGACUGCGGGAGAAGCUCUACUUUUUGUACAUUUUUAACGUGGACACUUUGCGAACUAGGCUGAACAAAAUUUUGUAUGGAAGAAGGAGGACCUACGAUUUGGAAAAAAGGGAGGAACACCCACUUGCACUUUUCCUCUUUCAAAAGUUGACAAUUCAUUGGUGUGUCUUAACGAAGUUUUUCAUCUCCCAGAUUUUACUGACCAUCGUUCUGAGCAACGUCCUGUACAAUGUUCAUUUUUGCCUCGACAGGGGUAUCACAGCUGUGGGGUCUCACUCCUCUAAUCAGUAUAGGCGCUUCGCACAGGACCCACCAUCUGUCCAUUCCUACCUACGGACCGCCUCUAACGAUAAACAUGGAUUUGCCAAUUUGAAUGCCUUUUCAAGUGGAGCGUCAAUCGUGGGGGGAACAAGUAUGAAAGGGGGAAUCACCUCAGAGCAGACAUAUCAACAUGUAUUCACAAACGCUGCACCAAAGGGAGGAGCAAACAAAAUGAAGGACACCAAAUCGGACACGUCAUGUGGGGCCUGCGCACACCUGACCGCUAUGAUAGCAACCGUAUUGCUCACCCUGUCCAUUUCGCUGUUCACCUUUGUAAGGCCAAAUAAAAUGAACUGCCUCGCAUGUGCCCCCACCAACACCUGGACCAUUAGCGACGUGGACUUCAAACGAAUGAACCCUGCGAACUAUGCAUACACAAGACCCAUAUAUUUUUUUGAAGAAAUUUUUCCCAUCGAGAGAAUUAUGCCUUGCUAUGUCUGGACGCACAUAAACAAACACAUUGAGAAGGCCAAACCAGUUACAUCAUUAGACGGGGAUGACCAAACGGAAGAAACGAUAUAUGACAAGAGCUUUUCUUACUUAAACAAAAAUGACUUUGAAAAUUAUAUCUUCAAUUUAAUCGAUCGAGGAUCCAAAUUGAGCCACUUUUCAGGGAUAAAAGGGCAGCACUAG